Molecule: messenger RNA, 2242 nt
Organism: Etheostoma cragini (Arkansas darter)
Lineage: Eukaryota; Metazoa; Chordata; Actinopteri; Perciformes; Percidae
Product: multiple epidermal growth factor-like domains protein 9
Exons: 6
Coding region: 142-1989 (615 amino acids)
Biological process (GO): axon guidance
Cellular component (GO): basement membrane
Molecular function (GO): extracellular matrix structural constituent
Source: RefSeq, a predicted model, not a curated record
CAGGUGAAGAGUUGACUGUGGUUCAGGGCAACAAACAGCAGCGUACGCCGCCGGUGACAUCAAUGGUGGAGUACGCGUCUAUUCAGGGAAAGGUCUGAGAGAGACCACUACUGGGGCUUACAUGGAGAGCUGAAACCGAAUAUGAGGUUAACGUCUUUAAUGAUGUACAUAUCUCUGGUUCUGCUAUUUAUUUUGUAUAUACAUAUCGGAUUUUCUGAAGCUGCACCCCGCAUCAGUCCCUACGAUGCGUCGCCUAUCUCCAGGAAGCCCGGCUCAGCCUCCGAAACCUGGGAGACCUUCCACACCGACAUGCCUCGUACUUUACCCGAGAGCAGGUUCGCUCUCGGGCCUCUAAUCGGACUCACACCGUCGCCUGCUUUUGUUUCUCCCGGGCCGACCACCACCACUACUAGCUCUAUUUCUAAAACGGCAACCACCUUCCAGCCUCCAACAACGGACCCAACCACCACCGCUACGUCUACUACUACAGCCCCUGAUACUGGAAUCAUUUCAGAAACUAAAGAACAAAUAACAGCGCCGAUUUCCAGAUUAAAUGGCGCACGCAAAAGAUCAGCCGAUGUACAAACAUCACUUUUUGCUCCGGAGAAAAUGCUGCAGACCAUGGUGUCCAUGGUUUCCCAGCGCACAGCAAACGAUGCUUGGGCAGCAGAUAAUAUUGGCACAUCUGUUACCUCAAUAGAGAAUAGUCAAGAGGGUCUCUGUAACUGCAGCAGUGGCGGCGAGGGGAUUUUGGACCCAGACGAGUGUGAGCCGAGCACCGGUCAGUGUUUGUGUGUGUCGGGCUACGCCGGUCUGCAGUGUGAGGACUGCGAGGAGGGACACUUCACCAACGGCACCAGCGGCUGCACGCCCUGCGCCUGUGACUCCUUCGGCGCACUGAACCACCUCUGUGACAGCUCAGGGAUAUGUAAGUGCAAGACGGGAGUGUAUGGACCCAAGUGUGAUGAGUGCCACCCAGGCUUUUUCCACUUCAGCAGCACUGGCUGCCGGCCCUGCCAGUGUCAGAACCACACGAACUACUGCCAUCCACAGUCUGGAGUGUGUCUGAACUGUGAGGGCAACACCCAGGGGUCCAAAUGUGAGGAGUGUAAGCCUGGUUUCUACCGCCUCGCUGGAAGUGCCCUGACCCAAGCCUGUGCACCGUGUCCCUGCUCCAACUCCACCUCCACCGCCACCUGUCACACCGAUCCCAGCGGCUCCCCAGUGUGUGACCAGUGCCUUCCCCGGUACAGCGGCCCGCAGUGUGACAAGUGUAGCCCCGGCUUCUACAAAGCAUCUGGCAUUUGUGCUCCAUGUGACUGCAGUGGGAAUGCAAACCCUCAGGACCCCGCCCAGCUCUGUCACCCCGACAACGGCCACUGCCUCCGCUGCAUCAACAACACCGCCGGGCCCCAGUGCCAGCUCUGUGCUCCGGGCUUCAUAGGGGACGCCCGAGCACACAACUGCACCCGUCCAACGACCCGGCUUUUUCCCAUACCAGCAGAUACUACCACGACAAAAGCCCCUGCAUCCAGCACAUCUUCUCCCUCCGCAACCACCACCGGCACCACUUGGACCUCCGCCGCAGCUUCCACGUCCGGCGGCAACACAAGCACGGCUCUUAGCACCGCCGCCGCCACCCAGGCGCUGUUGACCAGCCUGAGCAGCCCCACCGACAACACCACCGCAGCACUGACCGAGGUGUCCUGGACGCAGUUCAACAUCAUCAUCCUGGCCGUCAUCAUCCUGGUGGUGCUGCUGCUGCUGGGCUUUGUCGGAGGCGUGUACACCUACCGGGAGUACCAGAACCGCAAGCUCAACGCGCCCUUCUGGACCAUUGAACUUAAAGAGGACAACAUCAGCUUCAGCAGCUACCACGACAGCAUCCCCAACGCCGACGUGUCAGGCUUGCUGGAGGACGAGGCUAACGAGGUGGCGCCCAACGGCCAGCUGGCACUCACCACGCAGGGCAACUGCUACAAGGCUUAGUGCUCCAUCCAUGCCCAAACUGGACACCUAGAAUUACCGAUGACACAAAGCUGCUGGAAAAGAAAAACCCAAAUCCAAAGCUCCUUCAUGUAUGACUGCUUGUUGUUACCCCCCGCUGGUCUGCGCCUCACAACACAGUGAGAUUGAGCAGAUGUGAUGAUCAAAGAUGUGGAAAAUGAAAUGCAGAGUUUACACUUGAAACGUAUCCCCGUUUUGAUAUGAUUUGGGAUGUGUGGAAUGGGCGAAUCAGUGA